UUCUUAACCUAAGUUCCUCUAGGCUCUAGCCCCCCAUGUCCACACAAAUACCUUCUCUCUCCUCUCUCUCAUACACACUCAAGUGUCAUUUUCUCACAUAUACUUCACACAAAAGAAACAACCCAUUCACUACAUACUACCUUGUCAUUGAUUUUCUCUCUCUAUAUCUCUCAAAAAUCUUUGCAAAAUCUGCUUAACCUCAAACAAUAUAAACAACAUUCUCAACAAAACCCAGAAAUCUCUUCCUCAAAUCUUUAAUACUCUUUUCUUUUUCCUCCUACCCACAAUAAAAAAAGGAUAUCUUUCUCUUAUUAUCUUCUUUGUCCUAACCCAAAGAAAAACAAGAACUAGGGUUCAUCAUAUCUGGAAACCGACUGAAGAAUCUCUUCAAGAAGAAGGAUAAGAAGUUAAAGGUCUCUUUCAUGGAGUUAUUUCCUGCUCAGCCCGAUUUAUCCUUACAGAUAAGUCCACCGAACAGCAAACCAACAUCGACAUGGCAGCGAAGAAGAUCAACAACAGAUCAAGAAGAUCAUGAAGAACUCGAUUUAGGGUUUUGGAGAAGAGCUCUUGAUUCAAGAACAUCUUCUCUCGUCUCUAAUUCAAGCUCAAAAACGAUCAAUCAUCCAUUUCAAGAUCUCUCGCUCUCUAACAACUCUCAUCAUCAACAACAACAACAUCAUCAUCAUCAUCCUCAGCUUCUCCCUAAUUGCAACGGCUCUAACAUCUUGACCUCUUUCCAAUUUCCGACACAACAGCAACAACAACACUUACAAGGGUUUCUUGCUCGUGACCUUAAUACUCACUUAAGACCAAUAAGAGGAAUCCCACUUUACCACAACCCUCCUCCACAUCAUCACCGUCCGCCACCACCGUGUUUCCCUUUCGAUCCGUCGUCUCUAAUUCCCUCUUCCUCCUCUUCCUCGCCGGCUCUUACCGGAAACAACAAUAGCUUUAAUACAAGUAGCGUUAGUAACCCUAAUUACCACAAUCAUCAUCACCAGACUCUGAACAGAGCCAGAUUCAUGCCAAGAUUCCCAGCUAAGCGAAGCAUGAGAGCUCCACGGAUGCGAUGGACCACCACUCUUCAUGCCCGGUUCGUUCACGCCGUUGAAUUACUCGGUGGCCAUGAAAGAGCAACACCCAAAUCAGUUCUUGAGCUCAUGGAUGUCAAAGAUCUAACCUUGGCUCAUGUUAAGUCCCAUUUACAGAUGUACAGAACAGUGAAGACAACCGACAAAGCAGCAGCUUCGUCAGGACAAUCUGAUGUCUAUGAAAAUGGAUCUUCAGGAGAUAAUAACUCAGACGAUUGGAUGUUCGAUAUGAAUCGAAAAUCUAGAGAUAGCGAGGAAUUGACGAAUCCUCUAGAGAAAUCAAAUGGUCUAUGGACAAAUUCUUCCGGAGAAGCACGUUUGCAUGGGAAGCUAAUCGAUAAUGUUGCAGAAAUUAUGCUACCUUCUGAGAAGGAACUAGAUGGAAAGUGCUCAAGUUAUGAGAGAAUAUCCUCAGAAGAGAUGAGCUCAUCAAGCAUCUCGGGAACAAGCCCAUUCAAGCCAAAUCUUGAGUUUACUCUGGGUCGAUCUCACUAAAUUUAUUGUUGUAGCUAGCUAGUAAUUAAUUAGUAUCAAUUAACUUAUAUUUUUGGCUAAUGACUAGUUUCGAUAUUCAUAUCAAUUGAAUAAGUGUUUUUUUUUUAAGCUUCUCAAUGUCCUCUUGGAAGGUUGGCAACACUGUUCUUUUUCCUUAUCUAUUGAGAAGAGCUAGUGAAAGAAUCAACUACUAGAGGCACAAUAAAUGUUCUGUUUCUUU
Molecule: messenger RNA, 1806 nt
Organism: Arabidopsis lyrata subsp. lyrata
Lineage: Eukaryota; Viridiplantae; Streptophyta; Magnoliopsida; Brassicales; Brassicaceae
Product: probable transcription factor KAN2
Exons: 6
Coding region: 423-1586 (387 amino acids)
Biological process (GO): regulation of DNA-templated transcription; abaxial cell fate specification
Cellular component (GO): nucleus
Molecular function (GO): transcription cis-regulatory region binding
Source: RefSeq, a predicted model, not a curated record